Penicillium canariense is the source of this 1635-nucleotide messenger RNA. RefSeq names its product wax synthase family protein. The transcript has a single exon. The record is from RefSeq and is a predicted model, not a curated record. Gene Ontology annotation, biological process: lipid metabolic process. NCBI's taxonomy places the organism in Eukaryota, Fungi, Ascomycota, Eurotiomycetes, Eurotiales, Aspergillaceae. Bases 1 to 1635 code for a protein of 544 amino acids.
AUGGCCGAUCCCCAUGGCUCGUACAGGGAUCUUGUGCACAGGCACAAUGAGGAAAUUGAUACCCUUCUAGAAAUGGGUGUCUAUAAACCGGUAUUUCUCUACCAGGUCAUUCUGUUCAACUUAUUGCCCCUCAUCGGCUUGCUCAUACCGUGCAGCGCUGCACGGUAUGGCCGGCCGGUGAUUUUUGCCCUUUGUCUGGGGUUUGUGGUUGAGGUGCUCAGACACCGCCGUGCACUACUUGGAGGAAAUGGGUAUAUGAUCGGCCUGAUGGCAGCGUGGUUGCUGGUAUGGAGUGCAGCUCUCCUCGUGUUUACCGACGUCGAGAAUGACUUCCAGCGCAUUGAAAGAGGAGCUGCGGCUGAUGAACCUAGGAGAGACAUGGAUCAAGCGGGAAAAGGUGCUCAGCAGAGCCGCGCUUUUACUGACAAAAGCAAUCUGGUUAACACCACCCAUGCAUCUCCCUCUGCAUCAAGCAGACAGGCCACCUCCACCGCUAGCGCCGACAAUCAUGAACAUGAGAAAUUCCACUGGCAAUCCUAUCCUCGAAACUUUACUCACCGUCUUGAUUGGUGUGCAGGACUUCUCUUCAAUCUCAGGGGACCCGAAUGGAAUUGGCGUCCUCCGCGCUUGGGCCCUCUUCCUCGAUCUGUUCACACACAACUGCGUUCGGGAUUUGACUCCGACGAAUUGCGGGCACAUGAUGAUGCUGCCUACAUGACUGCAAAAGACCGUCUUCGGGCUGCCUUUUGGAACUGCUUCAAGGGAUAUAUUCUGCUAGACGCUCUCAAGGUUUUCAUGAUGCGGGACCCGUACUUCCGGGGCAUCGUGGCAAGCGAAAUACCGCCUCCAUUUCCAUUUUCAUGCUUUGCAUCUUAUCCCCUGCUGAUACGCUUUUACCAUUGCUUCUUCAGUUGCAUGGGCGUCUACGUCGCCCUCGUUUUUGUUACCUCUUUCAAUCCUAUAUGUUUCCUCGGGUUGUCUCUGGCCUUUCCCAAAGCCUCUCGGAGGCUGACAAGGGCUCCACUUGAUGCAUCUUGGCUAUAUGCCGAUAGCUUUGGACCCUUCCUCUCCGCUGUUCUCGAUCAUGGGCUGGCUGGGUGCUGGGGCCGAUGGUGGCACCAACUCUUCCGCUAUGGGUUCACCACCGCUGCUCGUUGGAUUCUAUCAUGGCUUCCAACUAGGUGGGCCACCAAUUUACGGGUCAAGCGGAUCACCCACAUCGUGAUUGCGUUCGCGCUCAGCGGAUUUGUGCAUGCCUGUGGCAGCCAUACACAGUUCACAAACACCCACCCCUUCUCGGGCCCAUUCUUAUUCUUCUCUCUGCAAAGUGUUGCAAUUAUUCUCGAAAACAUCUUCAAGACCGCUAUAUUCCCCAAAUUACCCCUUGCGAACACCCCGCGGUGGCUACGUCGGACUGCAAAUGCAGUUUUUGUUUUCCUCUGGCUUUUCUAUUCCGGCGCUUUUAUUGCAGAUGACUUUGCCCGAGGCGGAUUGUGGCUGAUGGAACCAGUACCUUUCAGCCUGCUCCGUGGUCUGGGACUGGCAUACGAUAAAGGGUGGCGGUGCUGGGACAAGCCGUGGUUUCGCUAUUGGAGUGAUGGGACCUACUGGGGUAGUGGAAUACGAAUUAUCUAA